This is a messenger RNA of Naumovozyma dairenensis CBS 421, 741 nucleotides long. RefSeq names its product Yip4p (gene YIP4). Gene Ontology annotation, biological process: endoplasmic reticulum to Golgi vesicle-mediated transport. Gene Ontology annotation, cellular component: trans-Golgi network. The record is from RefSeq and is a predicted model, not a curated record. The transcript has a single exon. Lineage: Eukaryota; Fungi; Ascomycota; Saccharomycetes; Saccharomycetales; Saccharomycetaceae. Bases 1 to 741 code for a protein of 246 amino acids.
AUGGCAGCAGAGGAUUCCAUCAUUGAGCCGGAUGUAAUUGAACCAGAUACAACAACUAAUCAUGGUAGCACUGGACCAAGUCCAUCGUCUAUUGCUAAUGCUAACGGCACUGCAAAUCCUUUUGCCUCUCCAUCUGAUCCCAUAAAGAGAGGGACUCUAGAUGAAUCAGUAUUAACGACAUUGAAGAGAGAUGUAUCUGAGAUAAAUUCAAGGUUAAAGCAAGUGGUUUACCCACAUUUCCCUACGAGAACUUUAUUACCAACCUCUGAACCGGGCAAUUCCAUUGAAAGUAAUGUUGAUAUAUCAGGUCAUAGUGAUCUUUGGGCACCAUUGACUUUUAUUAUACUUUAUUCUCUUUGUGUAUCACAUGCAAAGUCCUUAUUCUCAAGUAUUUUCGUCUCAUGUUGGUUCAUAUUAUUGGUGAUGGCUUUACAUUUAAGAUUAACAAAACCGUAUGAUAAUAUAUCGUUAAUUUCAUACAUUUCGUUAUCAGGGUACUGUCUUUUCCCGCAAGUGAUCAAUGCGUUUCUUUCACAAGUCAUCUUGCCUCUAUUUUUGAAAGCCAAUUAUAAUACAUGGAUAAUUAGAGUAUUGACCAUUCUGAAACUUUUAUUUUUGGCAGUAUGUCUGAAAUGGUCUGUUACAGCUAUUACGUUGGUUACUAAAUGUAAGGAUGCUGUUCAAAUAUUCCCUCUAGGACUAUGUUUUCUAGGAUUUGGAUGGUUAUCUACAAUGCUAUAG